Messenger RNA from Zonotrichia leucophrys gambelii, 345 nucleotides. RefSeq lists its product as uncharacterized. The annotation marks the transcript as partial. The transcript is spliced from 4 exons. The record is from RefSeq and is a predicted model, not a curated record. Lineage: Eukaryota; Metazoa; Chordata; Aves; Passeriformes; Passerellidae.
CGCUGUGUCCCCCAUGUCCCCCCUGUGUCCCCCAUGUCCCCCCCGUGUCCCCCACCCCAUGUCCCCACUGUGUCCCCCAUGUCCCCGCUGUGUCCCCCAUGUCCUCCCCACUGUGUCCCCCAUGUCCCCACCGUGUCCCCCAUGUCCCCGCUGUGUCCCCCAUGUCCCCACCGUGUCCCCCAUGUCCUCCCCACUGUGUCCCCCAGGCCCGCCCAUUCCCUGGAUCGCCUCCCGGCCAUGAUGGCCGAGGCUCUGGAGCGCUGGCUCCGGGAGGAGAUGGAGCUGCCGCCCUCCGCAGCCCCCACUUGGGAUUACGUCACCCGCCACGUCCGGAACCAGCGGUGA